AUGGCUCCCACCACAAGAGGAAGAGGGCCAUCAGACUCCAGCUCGCGAUCACUCUCUCCUAUUGGGAAUCCCGGUAAGCUACGCUCAGCUCUUUCGCCUUCAAGACAUCUACCGAAUCCGAUCUCUAAGCUGGGCAGAUAUGCGAAGAGUAGAGCAAAUUCGAUUAGCUCUCCUACAAACGAAACAAGCGUCAAGAAGAUCCAAGAUAUUGAAGAUGAUGAUCUUGCCAAAUCGAAAUAUAUGAUGAAAAGCAUUGUUGGACUUUUAACCACGGCUAGUAUGUAUGCCGGUAUGGAUGACGCUCAGGAGGCCGAUGAACUAGCCCAGCACAUUGUACCUGAUGAUGAGGAAGAAGAAGAGAUAGGAAAAAACAAACCAAAGGGCUCUGGUGGUCAGAGCGAUGAAGUUGCAGUAUACAAAGAACCAGGGAAAGAUCAGAAAACUAAACCUGAAAAGGUGCCCUUGCCGUUGAGCCCAGCGGUGAGAAAACCUACAUUGUUUUCCUUCUCAGUAGUGCCUACAGAUGACUUGGAUUCUGAUUCAACUGCCGAUUCAUCAAAACUAACUGGAAGGCGGAAGAUAAUAACACAGCUUUUAAGCCAUUUCAAAUUGGACCCAAGCGAAACUUUGUUGAAGGAGUACUUUGCUUGGUUGCUGAAAGAUGUUCUUGUUCAAGGUAAGCUACUAAUCACCAGCAAACAUAUCCUUUUUUUUGCCUAUUUGCCUAAAAGUCCUGGAACAGUGAAACUCAGCGGCAAUUUAAACAUACGAUCGACGCUCAGGGCUUCGUCGCGAUACUGGUGUGUUUUAAAAGAUCACACUCUCACGCUUUAUACCUCACCUACCGAAGUUUACUUUCCGGUGCUAACUAUCGAUUUGAGAAGUGUUACUAGUGUAAGAAUCGAUAAACUAUCAUCGACUGACGGCUCUCAAAAGACUUUCAAAGUCAGCAGUAAUGAAAGAACUUAUGUCUUUACUGCUGAUACAGAUUAUUCCGCAAGAACCUGGUGUAAUGCGCUGAAGAAACAGCAAUUUGCUGAGCAAAAUUCAGACAAUGAUUCUGUUAGUCUCAAAAUACCUUUAGCGAAUGUUAUUGACAUUGAUGACCAAACGAUAGUGAAACAAGCCUUGACUGUUCGAAUACGCGCAUUAGAGAGCACUUCUUCAUAUGCUAUUGAUGAUUUUCAUUUCGUGUUUCUAGACGGAACGGGUUUCACUCUUAUGAAAGUGGUAAAAGACCAAAUCUCUGCUCUUAGCGACGCAGGUAUGCGCAUCCUUUUCGAUAAUGUGGUAAUUGACGAUCAGCGGAGCCGAUCGCCUACUGUCAAGUCUGCAGAUGGAUCUGAUGCUGAUAACGGCGCUCGGGGUGCUUCUCCUGUCACUAAAGGGGAAAGAUUCUCAUCGCAUGAAUUAUUUAUUGACAGAGCGUUACAACGACCAGCUGGCUCGGAUGCUAAAGAUACUGGUGAAAUAUCGUGGAGAAGAAGAAUCAGAGAAAUAAGUGGCAACUGGUUGUUGGCAAAGCCUCCUGCAAUCGAUAGUGCCGAAGAUACCGUCGUGGAAUACUAUUCCAAAUCUUCUUCGCUAGGUGCUAAUGGAUCGCCGCAGGCCAACUUAGGUGACCAAAUAUCAGACGAUGACAUAUCAGAAGAAACAAGCCGUGAGUCGAGAAGAGCUAAACUGGCAGGCUGGACGACCAAGCCAUUCAAAAAUGUCGCAGAGAUGUGGAGUGGCCACCCGAUGCAUUACGCCAACGAUUUUAUACCAUUUAGCGAGGAUGAUCCAUACCUAGUAAAGGAUAAGCAUAAGUUGGCAGCUAUUCAUCGUUUCCAAAGGCACUUCAAGCUGACAAAUGAUGAAUGUCUCAUAAGCUCCUCGUUUACAUAUUUAACCAGGAACAUUCCGCUUUAUGGGAAACUUUACAUUGCAAAUAGUGUAAUGUGUUUUCGGACAUUACUCCCAACGGUUAAUACUAAAAUGAUUCUUCCAUUGAGCGACAUUGAGACCUGCUAUAAGGAGAAAGGAUUCAGGUUCGGAUAUUUGGGGCUCGUAGUAGUCAUCAGGGGACAUGAAGAGCUCUUUUUCGAGUUCAGUACUGCGCUCGCCAGGGAUGACGCUGAAUAUAUUCUUUUGAAGCAAUUAGACGAAUUCAAACCAAAAUCAAAACUACCGUUGGUGGCUACAACAAAUAUUUUAGAGACUGACAUUGAUAAUGCUAAGUUGAAAUUCUUCGAGGACAAGAUUAAUGCCGAAGGAUUCGAAGUACCCUUGCUUUUUGAUGAGAGCCCCUUCUUCAAGACAAAGAUAAAGCCCACACGAAGCUAUAAGAUUGGUAUACUUACCAUAGGAUCUCGUGGUGAUGUUCAGCCUUACAUUGCACUGGGAAAAGGGCUAAUAAAGGAAGGUCAUCAAGUUACAAUUAUAACGCACGGUGAAUUUCACUCUUUUGUCACGAGCCAUGGAAUCAAUUUUGAGGAGAUUGCUGGCGACCCAGCUGAACUUAUGGCUCUAAUGGUUGAGCAUGAGUCCAUGAACGUUAGUCUUCUGAGAGACGCCUCUUCGCGAUUUAGAGGAUGGAUAACAUCUUUGCUUGAUACUUCCUGGGUGGCCUGUAAGAGCCUUCAACUUGAUAUCCUUAUAGAAUCUCCAUCGGCUAUGGCGGGUAUUCACAUCGCAGAAGCACUUGAAAUUCCUUACUUCAGAGCAUUUACUAUGCCUUGGACCAGAACAAGGGCUUAUCCCCAUGCUUUCAUAGUUCCAGAUCAGAAGCGUGGAGGUAACUAUAAUUAUCUCACUCAUGUGCUUUUCGAGAAUCUGUUUUGGAAAGGCAUAAGUGGACAAGUUAACAAAUGGAGACUUGAGUCUCUGGGUCUCAAUAGGACAAAUCUGGAUAUGUUACAACAAGGUAAGGUCCCGUUUUUUUAUAACGUCUCACCAACCGUCUUCUCACCGUCUGUCGAUUUCAGUGAAUGGAUCAAAGUAACCGGUUACUGGUUUUUAGAUGAAAAGCAUACCUACGAACCCCCUCAAGAAUUGGCCGAUUUCAUUAAUAAAGCCAAGAAGCUGAACAAAAAGUUGGUCUAUAUCGGUUUCGGUUCAAUAGUAGUUUCAAAUGCUAAGGAAAUGACCAAAGCUAUCUGUAAGGCUGUAACAGAUGCUGAUGUCUAUUGCAUUUUAAACAAGGGCUGGUCUGAGAGAUUGAAUGAUAAAACCUGCACGCAGGUCGAAGUACCACUUCCGGAAUGCGUCUUUAAUGCUGGUAAUGUGCCUCAUGAUUGGUUGUUCCCCCAAAUGGACGCAGCAGUUCACCAUGGAGGCUCUGGCACUACUGGUGCUACUCUGAGAGCGGGCCUCCCUACUGUUGUAAAGCCUUUUUUUGGAGACCAAUUUUUCUAUGCUCUACGAGUCGAGGAUAUUGGCGCAGGCGUCGCCUUGAAGAAGCUUAACAGCUCCUCCUUAGCUCAUGCCUUGAAGGAAGUUACGACGAAUAAAAGGAUGCUAGACAAGGCUCAACUAAUAAAAAGGCAAAUAGCCGUUGAAGAUGGGGUUCAGACGGCAAUCAAUUGUCUUUACGGUGAACUGGAGUAUGCAAGAAGCCUAGUUGUUUCAAAAAGAAGAAGAUCAAAGGUCGAAACGACAAACAUGGGAAAGGCGCAAUCCAAAGCAGAUGUUGAGAAAGGGCGAGAAGGAUGGACUUUAGUGUAA
This is a messenger RNA of Torulaspora globosa, 3705 nucleotides long. RefSeq names its product sterol 3-beta-glucosyltransferase (gene ATG26). Gene Ontology annotation, biological process: carbohydrate metabolic process. The record is from RefSeq and is a predicted model, not a curated record. The transcript has a single exon. Gene Ontology annotation, molecular function: hexosyltransferase activity; UDP-glycosyltransferase activity. Lineage: Eukaryota; Fungi; Ascomycota; Saccharomycetes; Saccharomycetales; Saccharomycetaceae. The coding region runs from base 1 to 3705 and encodes 1234 amino acids.